CUUUGAAAAAGCUUUCGGUUGAUUUUAUCUGCUCAAAAAAGUUAACUUUCUUUCCACCCAUGAAAUGAUGCUUAGCUUCCCACUAAAUACUACCGCUUUGAAUUUUGUGUGUGUAGCUUUCUUUCUUAAUAAGAAAUCUUUCAUCAUCAUCAUUAUCUUACAGUUGAAAGUACUGCACUCUUUUUCUCUCUCUUUCUCUUUCCCACCUUCUGAUAAAGGGAUCUGGGAAAGUUGUUCCUCUUUGUUCUUUUGCCCUUGUAAACAUGGAAUUGGGGUUAUUAAAGCCAUGGAGGGCUCAUCAAGGCCUGCCCUAAGGUCAAGGCCUCAAAAGGACCAAGCUUUAAACUGCCCAAGGUGCACUUCCACACACACCAAGUUUUGUUACUACAACAAUUACAGUCUCUCUCAGCCCAGAUAUUUCUGCAAGACCUGUAGGAGGUACUGGACUGAGGGUGGUUCUCUCAGAAAUGUACCUGUGGGUGGUGGGUCAAGGAAGAACAAGAGACCAUCAUCAUCUUCAUCUUCAACAUCAUCGCCAUCAUCAAAGAACAAGAUUAUUCCCAAUCUGACUCCACCACCUCCAACCAUCCUGUACUCUGACUCUCAAAACCCUAAUAAUAAGCUCCAUGAAGGCCAAGAUGUGAGCCUGUCCAGCUACUUGCCGGCUCAGGCUUACGCUGCCAUUAAUCACCACCUUCCAAACCCUAGCUCUUCUUCUUCCCCAAUGGAGCUCCUAAAGAGCGGUGGGACUUGUCCUAGUGGUUUGACCCUGAGCAGUUUAAUGGCGAUUCCCGGGUCUGAUUCAAGCGCCUGCAUGUAUUCAUCACCAGCUGGGUUUCCUAUGCAAGAACUCAAGCCAACCCUCCAAUAUUUCUCUCUGGCUGGCCUUGAAGCUGGGGAGUUCAAACAAGCGCCUUCGAGGACUGCUGAAUUCGAGCAAAUGAAUAGGGGGCAGCAUGGAAAUUCAUCAACUGGGUAUUGGAGUGGAUUGUUGGGUGGAGGAUCAUGGUGAUGACAUGGUCAUAUGACAGAAAGAUAGCAGCUCGUUUUGCAUGAAAAGCAUUUGCAAGAGAUCAGAAUGAGUUUGAUUUUUCUUUGAUUUAUUUUUCCUUUUUAAAUAUUUCCCUCUCAGUGGUGUGUGACUUGUUUCUAGGAUGAUGAAAGGCUAGAUAACGGAUAGAGGUAAAAUGGUUGGUUUCUUCAUUUUUCUUAAUUACUGUCAUCCCCCUGAGUGAGUUUGGUUGCUUUGUUUUCCUUCA
Messenger RNA from Syzygium oleosum, 1259 nucleotides. RefSeq names its product dof zinc finger protein 1-like. NCBI's taxonomy places the organism in Eukaryota, Viridiplantae, Streptophyta, Magnoliopsida, Myrtales, Myrtaceae. Gene Ontology annotation, biological process: regulation of DNA-templated transcription. The record is from RefSeq and is a predicted model, not a curated record. The transcript has 2 exons. Gene Ontology annotation, molecular function: DNA-binding transcription factor activity; DNA binding. The coding region runs from base 65 to 1012 and encodes 315 amino acids.